Messenger RNA from Trichomonas vaginalis G3, 2001 nucleotides. Its product is annotated as glycine-rich protein family. Bases 1 to 2001 code for a protein of 666 amino acids. The record is from RefSeq and is a predicted model, not a curated record. Lineage: Eukaryota; Parabasalia; Trichomonadida; Trichomonadidae. The transcript has a single exon.
AUGAUUCGUAACUUUAAUUUCUCAAAUAAUUUCGAAAAAAUUGAUCUACCACCAGGAAGAUACAAACUUGAAUGCUGGGGAGCCCAAGGUGGCGGCUACAAUGUCAAGCCUUUAACGGAGAAUGGCGUUGGGGGCCAAGGCGGUUACUCCCACGGAAUUUUGACACUUCAGACUACCACUGUAGUCUACGUCUAUGUCGGCGGCAUGGGCGAUACAAGCCAAAACGGCUUUGCCUUUGGCGGAUUCAAUGGUGGUGGCAGUGCUUGGGGCCUUCCAUCUUCUUCACACCAACCCGGCUCCGGUGGUGGUGGUGGCACUGACAUCCGCAUUGGAUCUAAUAGCACAUACGCUCGCGUCAUCGUUGCCGGCGGCGGUGGAGGAGGAGGUGAAGAUUCCUAUUACCGGACCGGUGGCUAUGGCGGUGGCCUAACCGGUGGUAAGAAUUCCGCUAAUAUUGCUAGUUCCAUUCCAGGAACUCAGACAGGUUCUGGCAGCGGCGGUGACUUUUUUAGCGGCGACCACACUGAUUGCCAAGGCGGCGGUGGUGGCGGUGGCUGGUAUGGUGGUGGUGUAAGGAAUGGGCGAAAUACUCCUUACUCAUCAAGUAUUGGACAAAUUGCUGAUACAAAAGGCGGUUCUGGAGGUAGUGGCUUUGUUUAUACCUCUGAAACGUACAAGAACUACCCACAGGGAUGCCUUCUGAACCCAUCUUUCUAUCUAGAAGAAGCAGAAACGGUUUCAGGAAACGAAAACAUUCCAGAACCAGACGGAUCUACAAACAAAGGCCAUACCUGUCAUGGAUACGCGCGAAUUACAGCUCUUGGUGUCGAAUUUGAAGGUUUAAUUUACAUUUAUACUUCAAAUGACAAAUUUACGCCUUUUUCAGGCCAAAAUCUUUGUAAAGAUUCGAUAGAAAUUCCAUCUACAGUUCAAGGUUUCGCAGUUGAGUCAAUUUCAGAAAACUCUUUUUUCGGCAACACUUGUAUCAAAAAAGUUACGAUUCCUACCUCAAUCCUAUCGAUAGGAGACGAAGCAUUUGAAUCUACGACAUCUCUACAGACAGUUCUCUUUACAGAAACAAGCAAAUGCAGAUCUCUGGGAAAGAGGUGUUUUUUCGGUUCCUAUAUCCAGACAAUUACGAUUCCCAAGUCAGUUGAAUCCUUUGGGACCCAUAUUUUUAUGUCUUCUGCAAUAAAAGAAGUUUUAUUUGAAUCAAAAUGCCAAAUUACAGAAUUUCCCGAGUGGUGCUUCCACGAAUCCAUGAUUUCUCGCAUCAUCAUACCUGUAUUCGUUGAAACAAUUGGGAAAAUGUCCUUUUCGAGCACAAAUUUGGACGAAUUCUCCUUCGCGCGCGGUUCCUCUAUCUCCACCAUCGAUGACUUCGCUUUCUACAACUCCUCUCUCUCCGGAAUCACCAUUCCAUACACUAUUACCUCAUUUGGCCCACAUUCUUUCGAAAUGAGCUCUGUUUCAUUCUUCAAAUUCGAAAGCCUCAGUUCACUCGACCACAUUUCUUACAAAUGCUUCUGCAACAGCUCCCUCUCCGAGAUCGAGAUCCCCUCCUCAGUGAAAAGCAUCGGAGAGAUGGCGUUCGAGAGCAGCCUCGUGCGGAAGAUCUCCUUCGACUCGAGCAGUUUGUGCAGGAACCUCUCCGUCCGCAGCUUCUUCAACUGCAGCAUGGCCUCCCUCAGCCUCCCGCCAUCCAUCGCAUCGCUCGGCAGGGAGUGCCUCUCUCACUGCGCCAAACUCCGCCGCCUCUCCUACUGCAGCGGCGUCGUGCAGUCGGACAGCUCAGUCGUUUCGGACACGCCAAACCUGCAGAACGUAAGCGUGCCAUUCUUCUACACGUACGACUCAUUCUGCGGCCUGCCGAUCACGAAAAUCGACGUCUGCGAGUUCUCUCUGUUCUCGAACUUGAAAUGCAGGACAGAGCCAAUCAACUUGUACAUAAUGGUCCGGCCAUUCAUCAUCAGUCAUGUGUAUGUUCUUGCUGUGUCUUAA